GGAAGCAAUGUCAACUAACUCAAUACUGGUCACUGUUUUAUUAUCUUGCACGGUUGUAUGUUUAUUGGAAACAGGAGUGGAUGCAGUAAGCGGCAAUAAAGUUCAAUCACUAACGCAGUCGGGAUAUGCAUCACACGGUUGGCAAAAAUCAAGUUUAUUAUGCCUACGAUUAAAUAGUGGGAAAAAUCAACAUGGUGAUUGGUUUGACUUUUGUGACAGCAAUGAACUACUUUCUUCAUUUCUUAUUUGGAAUUUAAAAUCUGCUUGUACACCUGAAUCUUGGAGUUACAGAAGUCAAAGGUAUUGGUUAUUAUACGAACAACCAUAUUUCCGCGGUCCAUAUAUCCUACUUGGUCCUGGUAGGUGUGUUGAUAAUGUGUACGCCUACAAAGUGUUAUCAAUAUCUUCUGUACUUGUGUGUGUGCUAAAUAUCCCAUACACAUUCUAUCCUACUGUAACUUGUCAGUACCCGAAUCGACCGUGGCGAGAAUUUCAGUCAACAACAUUCCAAUAUUAUAAAAGUAAUGAUAACAAACACCAAAAUAUCUUUGCUGAGAAUAAGUCCGGAUUUGGCGGUUUAUCCAGUACAAGUUAUAAUUUAACUGAUUUAUUACGACAAAGUGUAAAUAAUAAGUGAUAAGCCUGUAAAAAAAUUUUUUUUCUGUAC
This is a messenger RNA of Heterobilharzia americana, 667 nucleotides long. The record is from the annotation of a GenBank genome assembly. NCBI's taxonomy places the organism in Eukaryota, Metazoa, Platyhelminthes, Trematoda, Strigeidida, Schistosomatidae.